UUGCCACUUAUACCGUGUCGAGUUUGAAUUCGGUUAUUUCACGGAAGAUUAGCUGAUUACGCGCCGAAUAUUUUCUUAAGAUGUCAGUCGCUAUUGUGACUGGGGGAAAAAUGGAUAAUUUUCUUUUAUCAGCAUAAAACUUAUAGUACUGAAGCGUGGCAUCGACAUUAUCGAUUUCGUACACUGUUUAUGUAGCUCGAAUUGAAUGAAAAAGCAACAUGUUGACAUAUGAUAUGUUGGCGGUCAUUUUUUUAAUUAAUAUAGUAAAUGCAGAUAUUUACACUGUUGAAAAUGCUACGAGAUUGUUUAACUUUUUUAAAACGAAGUAUAAUAAGAUGUAUAAAAAUAAAUUGGAAGAAAAAAAUAGCUUGAGAAACUUUAUUGACAAUUUGAACAAAGUUGCCGCACUCAAUGAAAAGGUCAAAGGCAAUGAUACUCUUUAUGUAAUAAACAGGUAUGCGGAUAUGGAUCCUGAAGAUUUUGAUCAACAUUAUGCUAUUUCAUUAAAAACAUAUGAAAAUGAAGGAAAAGUUGACCUAACGAACAUUGGAGGUCAAGAUAUUUUAAGAAACACAAUGGAAAAAAUACGCAAUAAAGUAGAAAAAGAUGAAGAUUACUCAGAGAGUAUUGAGUUAUACGAUUUGGGUAAUGCUAAUAAUUUAUAUAAACAAUACAUGGAGAAGUUUGGAAAGAAGAAUGCCACGAAAAAAUAUGAUCGAACUGUACAUUUUUAUAGAUUCGUCAAAACAUUGGUGGAUAUAAAUAGAAAUCAUUUUAAAGGGAACUAUACUAUAGCUUUAGAUGACAACGCUGAUAUUGUUAAGGAACCAUAUGAGUAUUUUUAUUAAAUUUACUAGGUACCUACUAGAAACUAGUGAUUUGUUGGCUAUUGAUGGAAUUUGGAGUUCAUCUUUAUAAUGGGCCGCGCAGACAAAAGAUAUUUUGCGAGGUCGCUUUAUGUUACAAAUUUUCACAUUAUUUGCCUCAUUUUCUCACUAUUUCAAGUCCAUCGACGGAAA
Molecule: messenger RNA, 1019 nt
Organism: Galleria mellonella (greater wax moth)
Lineage: Eukaryota; Metazoa; Arthropoda; Insecta; Lepidoptera; Pyralidae
Exons: 2
Coding region: 219-848 (209 amino acids)
Source: RefSeq, a predicted model, not a curated record